This is a messenger RNA of Abrus precatorius (Indian licorice), 1749 nucleotides long. RefSeq names its product probable E3 ubiquitin-protein ligase XERICO. NCBI's taxonomy places the organism in Eukaryota, Viridiplantae, Streptophyta, Magnoliopsida, Fabales, Fabaceae. The record is from RefSeq and is a predicted model, not a curated record. The transcript has a single exon. The coding region runs from base 936 to 1388 and encodes 150 amino acids.
UCCAGAACCGUAAUCUUCAAACCCCACUUCGUAAGUCUCAUCAAAAUGCAUUCUUUUUCUUCUGCCUUUUCACUUUUCUUCUCUGGGUCAUCUUGGAAUUCCCUGUUUCUGUUCAAAUUUGCUAGAUCGUGAAUUUGGGUAGUGUUGUUAAAGUUCUGUUUUUUCUUUUUCCUCUUCCUUAUUUUUAUUAAAAACUUAUUUUGAUGUACUGCUUUGAUCAAUUUUUUCCCAUGAAGCUUUGUUUUGUGUUGGAUCUCGUUCAUGAUGAAGUAGCCACCCAAAUGCUUGUUGUUUAAUUUCUCUAUUUGCAAUCUGGAAAUUUUUGCAUCAAAUUACAUGCUACUUGCUACUUGCAAUUUUCACUUGUUUUAUGGUAUAUUAGUUUAAUUUUUCUUCUGAUUCAGAAUCAUGGGGCUGCUGGCUUUGACCCAUUUUUUCUGAGUAUCUAUCUAUGUAUGUGUUAUAUAUAUAUAUAUAUAUAUCUCAAAAUUCUGUGUUUGUUGAAAACUGUUGUGUCAUUCACUUUCAUAUGUUUUUUUUUUUUUUUUAACUUUUGCUAUGAAUAUCUUUUGAAACCAAAUAUUAUAAUAGCUUUAUGGUUGACGUAUUGAAGCUUACUAUGUUUGUUCUUUCAAUUUAUGAUUUAUUGUUCGCCAGAUUUGGUUGAAGUAAUUAAUGCUCUAAUCGUUCUUUUAUGUGUUUGCAGGCCAGAAAUCGAAAAGACACCAACAUAUUUUUCAUACAUGUUUCUGCCCCUCUGACUAAUCAAGUUAACAUACCACCCCUACCUUUUGGUUCCCAAUUACCUUGUUUGUAGAUUCUGCUUAGUUCAAAGGAAAUUGCAAUCUACUUAGCUUAGUUUUGAGCUUCAACAGUUGCAACACAGUUUAUAUCUGUUACGUUAUAUCCCUAAAGUACUCUCAGCAUUGAUCAAAAUGGGCCUCUCAAGUCUCCCAGCACCAUCUGAAGGAGUAUUAUGUGUACUUCUUGUGAACACUGUAUUGUCAAUUUCCAUAUUUAAAGGCAUUGUUAGGACAAUCUUACACAUUGUUGGUAUCCAUCUUUCAUCAUCCUCCACUUCACCAGAUGCCUCUCAAACCCCGCCCGAGUCAUUCGAAUUCCAUCUUAGUCCCUCUGAGAGUUACAUUGAAGAGUUCAGAAGCAGGACACCAACACUAAGGUUUGACACAGUGUAUAGCUGUAAACGACCUGAACAUGACUGCUCUGUAUGUCUUACUCAGUUUGAACCAGAAUCGGAGAUAAACCGAUUGUCUUGUGGCCAUCUCUUCCAUACAGUAUGCUUGGAGAAGUGGCUGGACUAUUGGAACAUUACAUGCCCUCUUUGCAGGACUCCCUUAAUGCCUGAAGAUGAUACACCUUGCUUUUAGUAAGCCAAAUGAGUGAGCAUGCUAAUAAGAGAGUUUAAUGUACAGUGUAGUGUACAUAUUCUUGAGAGUUUUGAUGUUUAUGCAUCGUAGUUCUUCAACCUUUUCAAGUUUUAACCCUUUGCCUUUUGUGAUCCAUAGUUUGUGGAGGGUUUUGUUUUCCUUUUUAUGUUGUGCGCUUUAGCACAAAUGAGGGGUAUACUUUUUGCUUGCAUAUUAUGUUUGUUCAUAAUGCCCACCUUGUUCAGACUUUAGAGCCUUAAUUAUAUAUUGGGCAGUAUUUGAUCCCAAUUUGGAAGCAUGGAUUGUGGAAUCCAUUUGUUUUGCCCUUUAAGCUCUCAUCACCGUGUACAUAUGUAGUCUG